This is a messenger RNA of Salvia miltiorrhiza (redroot sage), 2166 nucleotides long. Its product is annotated as transcription factor PIF1. The transcript has 7 exons. Gene Ontology annotation, molecular function: protein dimerization activity; DNA-binding transcription factor activity. NCBI's taxonomy places the organism in Eukaryota, Viridiplantae, Streptophyta, Magnoliopsida, Lamiales, Lamiaceae. Gene Ontology annotation, biological process: regulation of DNA-templated transcription. Bases 249 to 1850 code for a protein of 533 amino acids. The record is from RefSeq and is a predicted model, not a curated record.
UUAUUCAAUUUGUUCGUUGGGGGCGGGGGGCCUUAUCUUCUCCCCCUGCGCAACAACCCAUUUACCACAACCAACAAUCAUCUACAUACAAAAAAGGCUAAGCACACAGGAGAGAGAAAUUCAACUUCCUCUAUAUUUCUUAAAUCCUCCCCUUUUUGGAACUCCCUCGCUAUCCUCAAUCAUACCUAGAUUCAAUCUCUUCGGAUGAUUAAUUUCCCCACCUGAAAACAAAUUACUCAAACCAGACCAUGAAUCACUGCGUUCCCGAAUUUCAUGAAAUGGAGGACGACGAUUCCAUUCCCACGCCUUCCACUUUCUCUAGACCCAAAAGGACUGCGACAGGUGAGGAGGAGAUCAUGGAGCUGCUAUGGCAGAACGGUCAAGUAGUGGUGCAGAGCCAGAACCAGAAACCGCCCAAGAGGACCGACUCCUGCGGCGGCAGCGGAGAGGUCGUGAUUCCGCCGGAGAGGGAGAUCCGAUCCACCGCCGAGGAGCACCAGCAUUUGUUUAUGCAGGAGGAUGAGAUGGCGUCUUGGCUUCAGUAUCCACUCGAUGAUUCCUUCGAUCGCGAUUUCUACGCCGAUCUCCUCUACUCCGCUCCGCCGCCGCCGCCACUCAUCACCGCCACCGCCAACGCGCAGCCUAGGGCGGCAGCGGAGAUCCGCCCCCCGCCUAUCCAGACGCCGGUUGCCAGACCUGACAAUCCGCCGCGGGUGCACAAUUUCGUGCAUUUCUCGAGGCUCCCGAUCAGGCCGAGGACGGCGCCACGAGAAUCGUCGACGGUGGUGGAGUCAAACGAGACUCCGACGGACGCACGGGAGUCUAGGGUUUCUCACAAGGUGACCGACAGCAGGCCGCCGGUGCACGCGGAUACCUCCACGGUGAGAACUAGAGACACGUCGGGUGCCGCGGGUACUUGUGACCUCACCGUCACCUCGUCGCCCGACGGCUCCCCCGCCAGCUUCAGCGGAGAGACGCAUCAGCCGCAGCAGAAGCCGGCGGCUGCCGCGGAUGAUCGGAAGCGGAAAGUAAGAGAAGCCGACGAUAAUGAAUGUCAGAGUGAGGAUAUCGAGUUUGAAGCUUCCGAAGGUAAAAAACAAGGCCGUGGUUCAUCAUCGACAAAGAGAUCACGUGCUGCAGAAGUUCACAACCUGUCGGAGAGGAGGCGACGGGACAGGAUAAAUGAGAAAAUGAGGGCACUACAAGAGCUCAUCCCACGUUGCAAUAAGUCAGACAAAGCUUCAAUGCUGGAUGAGGCUAUCGAAUACUUGAAAUCACUUCAAUUACAAGUGCAGAUGAUGUCGAUGGGUUGUGGGAUGGUUCCCAUGAUGUACCCGGCGGGCAUGCAGCAGUACAUGCCUGCAAUGGGGUUGGGCAUGGGGAUGGGGAUGGGGAUGGACAUGGGAAUGAGUCGUCCGGUGGUCCAUUAUCCACCUAUGAUGGCCGGCUCAGCCAUGCCGAAUCCUGCAGCUGCGGCAGCUCAAAUGGGUCCUAGAUUUGCCCUGCCACCAUUUCAUAUGCAACCAGUUCCUAUACCUGAUCCUUCAAGAUCACAACCUACUAACCACACAGAUCCCGUGCCAAACUCCACUAUUCCUCAGAAUCACAACCACCCAAGGUUUCCAAGCUUUUCGGAUUCGUAUCAACAGUAUCUUGGUUUCCAUCCCACACAACUACCAAUACCACAGAAUCAAGGUGUGGUGCAGCAUGACGACAACAAACCAAGCACCAGCAAAGACAUCGGCAACCCUCAUAACCAGCAAACUGGUAAAGAAACCAUGCUACUUUUAUGGCAUUUCACAUUUAUAAUUUAUUUUGAAUUUGUGAUGAAGGUGAAGAGAUUUGUGUGAUAAUGCAGGAUGAUUUGGGGUAAGAUCACUGACGGGAGGCUAUAUAUCGUCCCACCCGACUAAAUUUUGUCACUGAGUAGACACGAAUAUAUAUAUUUAUAUAUAUAAUAUAUAUAUAGAUAUCCUCUAGCUAGCUAACAUAAUUUGAUACAAUAUGUAAACACUAAGCAUAAGUGUUUUUUGUUUAUCUCUCUUGGUGUCUUGAAAUGAGUUGUUUAUCUUGGGAAAUGGAGAUCUGAAAUACUACGCGAUUAUUAAAGGUGGAAGAAUAAUAAUAUUCCGAGGCUGCGGAAUAUGGAGAAGUUUUAGCCCCUUU